AUGCAGCAUUUGAAGGCUUGUCCUUGGGACAAGAACACUCCCUGGAGGCCUGCGACGUUGCAGUUGGGCAUCACGACCUCUGAGCAACGCCUUCGAUGGUGGUGUUUUUUGUCUCUCUUUGUUGCCAGCUUCCGCGUUGGUGAAGCCUUGCAUCCCGCUCCCAGUGGUGCGUCUGAAGUGUGGUCCUUGGGAAUAGCCAACCCCUCAGGCUUGAAUGGCAAACUGGAUCAAAUCAACCAUCUUGGUGGUGAUGCCUGGAUGCUUUCUGAGACUCAGCUCUCCAGAAAAGGAAUUUCAUCCUUUACCAAGGGCUUGAAGAUGCUGCGUAGCCAAUGGAAAUAUGCAGUAGCAGGUGCGCCCUGUGAAGCUCGAAAGCGCACUGACACAGGUGUCCAUGCUGGAGUGCUUUUCCUGUCACGGCUGCCUGCCCGUGCAUUGCCACACACUUUCUCGGCAGAUGUGUAUGCCACGGCACGUGUCCAAGUGGUUGGGAUGGCAGUAGCUGAUACCUGGGUCACGGUAGGGAUGGUUUAUGGACUUCCAUGCAAUGCCACUCACAAGCAGGCAAGGUUUCAAACAGAUGCCAUUUUGGCAGAAGUGGUGGAUAGGGUAGCAUGCCAAGCCGCAGGUCCCAGGGCCAUAGGUGGGGACUUCAACUAUGGACCUGAUGAACUUGAACAGCUCAAUCGCUUGCGUGCCUUGGGUUUCAGGGAGGUUCAAGAUCUUCGUGCUUGGCGGUUCGGUGUCUCAGCUGAACCCACUGGGAGCUUUGGAUUUCGCCUGAGUUGCAGUGGGCUUACCGGGGUACAAGUGUGGAACAUGAUCACUGGGCCGAUCAUGCUGCUGUCAGUGCAACGUUUGGUCAUGAGGGUUUGCGUGUCACUGUCUCUUCGUGGCAUAAGCCUACUUCUUUCCCGUGGCCGUCAGACUGGGCUUGUCCUGUGGUGGUGGAUUUCGCUGAUGACCCCACUGUACUUCCGUCAGCUGCGGCGGCUUCAGAAUGGACUUCAGCCAACAGUGACUGCUCCACUUCCCCUUUGGUGUCCGAGUUUGGAUUUCCUUCAGGGUCUCUUCCAAGGCUUUCACCAAUACAUGCAACGCUAUGAAGCAUCCCUGAUCAGCCAUCGCUAUCAAUUUGCCAAGCAACGUCGUGUCAAUCACAUGUCCUAUGUGUUCCAGGAUUGUAAAGAGGACCACCUUCCUCAAGCUGAUACCCUUAUUGACCGUGUGGCUGUCGAUGUUGAAGAAACCAGGUCAGAAGACAAUUCCCUUGUCUUGGUGCAUCCUGUUUCCCUCCUGCCUGAUGUUCCGGUGGUUGUGGAUGGUCAUGUAGUUCAGGUGGUUGCCCAUGCGGAAGAUCAGGUUUGGUUGGACACAUUACCUGAUGUGAAGCCAGGCUCUGUGCUCACUCAAGAAAGAGCCCUCGUCACUGAUGAAGCAAUCUUGCAAAGGUUUGCAGCGGUGUGGACUUCCCGACGGGUGAAACAUGCACAUGUCCAGCCUGGACAAUGGGAUCAAAUUUGUGGUUUUUUGGAACGGACCGCACGUCCCUUGACAUGGAAGCAUACACCAUGGACUCUAGAGCGCUUGGACUUGGCUAUCAGGCAAAAAAAGCCACGUGCUGCCAAAGGUCCUGAUGGAGUUUCUCAACCAGACUUGCUUGCCCUUCCGCCGCAGGCCAGGGUAGUUUUGAUGGAAUUCUUUGUGGCAGUUGAGGCAGGGUCGUCAUGGCCGGCUCAACUAGCAUCAGGUUUUGUCACCAGCUUGGCCAAACAUGCCAGUGCCCAAAGUGUGGAUGAAUUCCGACCGGUGGCGGUGUACAGCCUUCCUUAUCGCAUCUGGUCUUCAGAGCGGGCUCGAAAGGCCUUGCAGUCCAUAGCUCGCUUACUUCCUGAAAGCAUCAAAGGUGGUGUCCCACAGCGACAGGCUAAGUCCAUAUGGUUUGAACUGGCUUACACCUUGGAAAAAGCCUACUUGGAUGGACAGGGCUUGCAUGGACUUCUGAUGGAUAUCCAAAAAUGUUUCAAUAACAUCCCACGUCAGCCUUUAUGGUAUGCUCUGAAACUCCUGGGUUUCCCCGUCUCAAUCUUGAGGGCCUGGGUCUCCUUUGUGUCGGGCCAGACACGGCGGUUUCGAGUACGGCAGUCGGUAGGUGAACCCCUUCCCUCCAAUUGUGGACUUCCGGAGGGAUGUGCCUUGUCCGUUUUUGGUAUGGCCAUUGUUGACUGGAUGCUUGAUUGGUGGCUGCAGGGACUGGAUGUUACGGUGGACUUGCGUACCUUUGUGGAUGAUUGGGGGGUUUUGUUCCGGGAUGCCUCUGCCUUGGGAAGGGUUUGGUCUGCCAUGGAACAGUUCACGGGCCACCUGCACUUGGCCAUUGAUAUGAAGAAGGCCCGUCUUUGGUCCACUGAAGCGGAGGCCAGACGUGAAUUCCGUGACUCAUCCAUUGAGGUCACAUUGGCCGCUCGUAACCUUGGUGCUCACCAGAACUUUAGCCGGCACUCCCAUAAUGCUGAGCUGCAGAAGCGCCUUGCACAGAUGCCCCAGGUUUGGAUUCGUCUGAAGGCGAGCCAUGCCAGCUACAAGCAAAAGAUCAUGGUCAUACACAUGAUGGCCUGGCCCAGAGCCUUGCAUGGCAUUACGGUGGUGCACUUGGGGGAGUCACACUUCAAGGUACUUCGCUCUGGUGCUGCUCGGUCUCUGAAGGCUGACAGGAAAGGAGCCAAUCCUUACCUCCAUCUUGCUUCCACACACUUCCAAACAGACCCUGAGGCAUGGGCAAUUUUGCAAACCUUCAGAGAUGUGCGUGAGUUGGGUACCCGUGCUCAGGUGGAACCAACCCUUGGACUCUUUGCUACCUCACUUGACAAGCUCCCCAACAAUGGCCCGUCAGCCAUUUUGUUGUCGCGUCUUCGACGCUUGGGGUGGGGUGUGGGCAGCCAGGGUCUUAUCCAAGAUCGGUUCGGCACUUUCAGUUUGAUGUCCAUUGCUUGGGACGAGCUUUUGCUUCGGUUCAAAUAUGCUUGGGGUCAUGUGCUCUCCACUGAGUUGGCUCAUCGCAAUACCUUUCAUGGACUUGAUAAGGUGGACUUGAGUGAGUUGUAUGGUGCGCUUGCUUCGUUUGGGCCAGUUGAUCAGGUGUUUCUUCGCUGUCAUUUGGAUGGCACCCUCUUUACGCAGAAUGGUCGAGCCAAAUUCAGUGCGGGCGUUACAUCUCAGUGUCCUUGGUGUUCUGCUACGGACGGUUUCCAUCAUCGGGCCUGGAUUUGCCCACACUUUGCUCCCUGCCGUGCCCACCUGACUCAGGAACAGCUUGAUGCUCUUGCGUUGCUCCCUCCGUGCUUGCGUGAUCAUGGUUGGUCUGUCACUGUGGCUGAAUGGGAGGUUUUUGCGGUUUGGCUGCUUCAGGAUGAUGGACUUUGUAGAAUGUCACCAGUGGAACCCUCAGUCCGCAGUCUGCCUCACCUGCUGGAAGUUUUUGUGGAUGGGACGAGUGCUUGUCCGCAUGAGCCUAAACUGCGUUUUGCAGCCUGGGCUGCCACGGUGGUGCCUGGUGGAGUGGGUACAUUGGACAACCAAUUUUUGAUGGGUGGCUAUGUGAAGGGGUUCAGUCAGACUCCAUUUCGUGCUGAACUCACAGCUGUCCUUCAGGUUACAAUUUGGGCAGUUCAACGCCGCCGAGCAAUACGUAUCUGGUGUGACUGUCAGGGUGUGGUUAAAGGCUUCCUUCGGAUCACACGUGGCAGAUCACCCCGCCGCAAUGCUCCACACUCAGGCUUGUGGGGACUGCUCUAUGAGGUUUUGCAAGGGUUUGAGCAUCUGGUGCAGAUCCGGAAGGUUGUUUCCCAUGGCUCUUUGCGAAGCUCGACAGGGCCGUUGGAGGAUUGGGCAUAUUGGCAUAACAAUGUGACAGAUGCUGCAGCUGAAGGGGUGAAUUACCGUCGUCCAUCAGCUUUUUGGCGGGAUUGGGUUAUAUUGAACGGUGCGCUAUCAUUUCACCGGAAGUUGCACCGUGCCAUAUUGCUUGUACUUCUUCAAACCUCGAGGAUGGCGAAUGUGAGGUCAUCUCGACCGGUUGCGAUGCAUGUGGUGCCUCAGGCAGUGAUUGUGGAACCAACCUUGCCAGCUGAGUGGAAGAUACCGGGCUCGCUUGUCAAACGGUAUGGUGCAGACAAUUUGGCUCAGCUGCAUACUUGGUGGACAAGAUGGGGACCAGCAAUGAUGCAGGGUGAUCAGCCAUUGACAUACAUUUCUGGAGUGCAGUUGUUUUUGUCCUUUCAGUUGCACACGGGGUAUGAGGGACCCUGGUGCCAUAACAAGAAGUGGUACAACAGAGCUGAAGAUGCCCCGGUGUCUGCACGCCGACCAUGGGGAGAGAGGGUGAAGCUGUUCCUGCUCUUGUUCAGGAGCUAUCUGAAAGGCAACAAGGUGAUCUUGUCUCAGCGGAUGACGCGGCCUCAUUCGGCGGCAGUUGCCAAAUGGCUUAUCUGCUACCGGCUGCGGUGGCCCACUGAAAUGGUGGACUACAUAGACAGCCAUGUUUUCACCUCGUUGGGGCGCCAAGCCUGCAAUGCGGCGGAUUUGGCUGCACUCCGAGCCACACAGACUGGCUAG
Messenger RNA from Cladocopium goreaui, 4614 nucleotides. The record is from the annotation of a GenBank genome assembly. Lineage: Eukaryota; Dinophyceae; Suessiales; Symbiodiniaceae.